Molecule: messenger RNA, 1758 nt
Organism: Phaedon cochleariae (mustard beetle)
Lineage: Eukaryota; Metazoa; Arthropoda; Insecta; Coleoptera; Chrysomelidae
Source: the annotation of a GenBank genome assembly
AUGGAAGAGCUUCUACGACAGUGGGACCUCUCUAAAUUGAUUGAAGUUUUCCAAGAUAACGAAAUCACCAUUGAAAUUCUGCCAAAAUUAACAGAUAGUUACAUCAAGGAAUUGAUUCCGAAUAUUGGAAUGCGUGUCAGAUUUAUGGAGAAUUUUAAAAAAUAUUUCGGAAACGCAGAACCUUCUUUUUAUCAGAAUAAUACUCUGGAUAAUAUUGAUAUAAGUUUUUCUGAUAUAUUAUCGGAGUCUAACAGUACAGCAUCAGUUUCGACGAACAUAUCUUCAGAAGUGUUAAUUCCGAUUGAGAAUAGAGAAAUAUCACUUCAUUCUCGGGAGCAGUUGGAUUCAUAUAGAAUAGUUUUUCCAGAGUUUGAUCUCAGAACAUUAUUAAUAACGUCUCCGUUAGGGAAUAGUGUCUUAACUUUUUAUGAUGCAAAUAAAAUUCUGGACAACACUAGGAGAAACAGAAUGGUUGAUAUUAUAAUGAAGCAUAUGUUCAAAUACCAUGUCACCCAUAGAUUGAAACAUGAAGAUUAUAAUAUAAUAACGGCCAAAAUCAUCACGCUAUUCCUAACAGAGGCCACUCAAACAUAUUAUAUACCGUCUGUCAAAAAGAAAGAUUCAUUUAACAGAAAUUCUAUUGCUGCGAGAGGCAAAUUGGUGGACAAGGCCAGGAAUCUCGUUCAUAGAAGUGGAGUCAGUACCCGGAAAAGGAAGAUAGGUUCUAGCAGUGAAGUUCCAGCCAAAAUCACAACAUUUACUGAAGAAGAUGUUGAAUCACAAAGAUUCCUCAGAACAAGGUCCGAACCAUGGGAAGAAAUAGUCCAACACUGGAAUAAGACUUUCCAUUUGAGAAGAAGUGAAAGUGAGCGAAGCCUUAGUUUGUUUUUGACAAAAUGGCCAAUACUUGAGGACCCAAGGGCAGACACAUUGAUUGAUUGCGACUUCGACAGACUGUUCCCUAAUCGAGGACUCCACUUCUUUGGAAACUGGCACAACUUUUUUGAUGGAGUGAUUGUAGCAAGAAAGGGCAGUAACAGAUAUGAUGAAAUAGAGGAGAUUCUCGAGGAAGAUGUCAAUGAGAAUUGCAAAUUAGCUGUUCACCUACUGAAUAUUGCAAAAUUGGUUCCUCCCAAGGGAAGGAAGUCUAUUGGAAAAGGAAAAUUCUGGAAAUUUACUGUUCAGGAAUGUACUGACUCCAUUAUAUGCCAUGCCAAGAAUCCAAGUGAUAUACCAGAAAUAGUGGAAGUUCAAAAAAAGAGUGCUUUGGCCAAGUCGGUAAUGGUACAACCGUACCUCAUAGUAGAGGGUCAUGACGUGCGAGACAUCAAGAAUAUAUAUAUUGUGAUAGACUCUGUCAGAUAUCACUUUGCUUCACUCACUAAGGCCUUUGAUGUUUGUUUCAAAGCUUUCCAUGUGUUCAAUGCUGAAUACCCACCUCAGUCUGAGCAUAUUUGGCAGCUCAUUGCUCAUAUAAUUUAUAAAUUACCUUUGGAAAAAACGACGUCAUAUAUAAUGGAUAUAGUGGCACAUUUUCAAUCUGAGAAUAGAUAAGGCUCAUAUUCAUUGGUGAGUAGGUACAUGACUUUAUGAAUAUAAUCACAAUGAAUUGCUCGUGUAAUGAAACCUUCACAGACAUUGAACAACUUAUUUAUCAUCUAGAAUAUAUUCAUAAUUGUUCUUCCUAUGUAUGUCCAUUCGAAUUUUGUCGGAGUUCUUUCGACAAAAGGCAUUCCUUCAGGCAACAUUUGAUGAAAG